Alligator sinensis (Chinese alligator) is the source of this 2349-nucleotide messenger RNA. RefSeq names its product polypeptide N-acetylgalactosaminyltransferase 14 (gene GALNT14). The coding region runs from base 381 to 1745 and encodes 454 amino acids. The record is from RefSeq and is a predicted model, not a curated record. Gene Ontology annotation, cellular component: Golgi apparatus. The transcript is spliced from 14 exons. NCBI's taxonomy places the organism in Eukaryota, Metazoa, Chordata, Crocodylia, Alligatoridae.
CCAAUGGGGCGAAUCCUGGAAUCCUUCUUGAUAGUAAUUGGUGUUCAUGUGAGUUAGGACUAAAUAAGGGACUUGGAAUUUGUUUCAAUAGAUUUUGCAAGUGGGAUUGAAAUUAAAAAAUAUAUAUUUUUCCAUUAUAAUAUACUACCUGUAUUUUAUUUCAGUAUCUAUAAAUAACAGAGGGACUUCAAAGAACAGUGAUAUUAAACAUCAUAUAUUUUUACAUGUAUGAAAGAGAAAAGAACCACCAAAAAAAAAAAGAAAGAAAAAUCAAAGCUCAGUGAGGAUCUGAGUAAUAGAAAAGCUGCCUUUGCAUUUUUAAAAGUUCCUUAUACAUUAUCUAAGAAAAUCCCUGCAACAUCAAGAAGCUCAAGGGUUCAAUGUUUCUGUUUCCAGUCAUUCUUCAGGACUGUCACACUAGGAGACCUUGGAAACACAAUCAGCCCACAAAGAAAAUCAAGCGUUGUCCUCCCCUGCCUGUGAGUGUUUUAAACCGUACCCCUGUGCACCUGGUCCAUGAAAUCAUAUUAGUGGAUGACUUCAGUGAUGAUCCUGAUGACUGCCAUUUACUGUGCAAGUUACCCAAGGUGAAAUGUUUACGCAACGGGCAGCGAGAAGGUUUGAUCCGGUCCCGAAUCCGAGGGGCAGAUAUGGCACAGGCGGGAGUCCUGACCUUCCUGGACAGUCACUGUGAGGUGAAUAAGGACUGGCUGCUGCCUCUCUUACAGAGGAUCAAGGAGGACCCAACUCGGGUGGUCAGUCCAGUUAUCGACAUCAUCAACUUAGACACUUUUGCCUAUGUGGCAGCCUCAUCAGACUUACGAGGAGGAUUUGACUGGAGCCUACAUUUCAAGUGGGAGCAGCUUACCCCAGAGCAGAAAGCCAAACGUGUUGAUCCCACCGAGCCGAUUAAGACUCCAAUCAUCGCAGGGGGACUCUUUGUGAUUGACAAAGCCUGGUUCAACCACUUGGGAAAGUACGACACAGCCAUGGACAUCUGGGGAGGGGAGAACUUCGAAAUCUCAUUCCGUGUGUGGAUGUGUGGUGGGAGCCUGGAAAUUAUUCCCUGCAGCCGAGUCGGCCAUGUCUUCCGGAAGAAACACCCUUACGUCUUCCCAGAAGGAAACGCCAAUACAUAUAUAAAAAACACCAAGCGCACAGCUGAAGUGUGGAUGGAUGAGUUCAAGCAGUAUUACUAUGCUGCCCGGCCUGCAGCACAAGGAAGGCCAUAUGGAGAUAUCCAGAGCAGGUUGGAACUGAGGAAGAGGUUGAAAUGCCGCACCUUCAAGUGGUACCUGGAAAGUGUUUAUCCGGAACUUAGGAUUCCUGAGGAAUCAUUAUAUCAAACUGGAAUGAUCAGGCAGCGACAAAGAUGCUUGGAGUCCCAGAAGCCUGAAGGCCAGGACUUCCCAGCCCUCAGUUUGAAUCCCUGCAUCACCAGCAAAGGUGGGGCAGCUGUGGCACAGGAAUGGAUAUACACAUACAACCAUCAGGUCCGUCAGCAGCAGCUGUGCUUAUCUGUGCACACCCUUUUCCCAGGCUCCCAGGUGGUACUAUCUCCUUGCAAGGAAGGUGAUGGCAAACAGCGUUGGAGUAAAGCGAGUUCUCACAUUGAGCAUGUGGCCACACGUUUCUGCUUGGAUACUGAAAUGGUGGGCGACACGAAUGAGGGCACCCAAGAGCUUGUCAUCAACCCCUGUGAGAGCAUGGCUAUGAGUCAACGCUGGGACAUGGUGAUGUCCUGACCUCAUGAAAGGAUCCAGUAGCAACACCAGCCAACAUGGCUUCAGUGGAAACAGCCAAAGCACACCAGAGAAGCUCUUGGGAGGUCAGCUGCAAAACCAUUGUGGCCCUUGUUCAUCGCAGAGUAGGAGGAGAAUAAGAAAAUAAGGACACAGGACUCCAGGUUGAAGGAUGAAGGCCAGCUGUGAGGCCUGCAGCAGUUAGUGGCCUGUUGAGGUCAUACAUUCACUGAGUAAGAACAGCAAAAGAAAUAAUCCCUAAAUGUCUUUCAGUAAUAUUGAAACCAGGGGAGAAACCUCCUGGGGAGGGGCCUGCUGAAAUCAAGAGUUUACAGUAUUUAUUGUUUUCACUGUAAAGAAGAAAAACUGGUGGAGAAGCCUUGGAGGCUGGACAUGGAGAGACAAGCAUCUAGUUGGUUGUGGAGGUGGCAGAGCAGGUGGGCAAGGAAAGGAGAUGUGAAGGCAAACGAAAAAGGUCACUCUGAGGAAAAACUGAAAACACCAAUAAAUCCUUGCACUUUUUAAAACUGAUGCUGUUGAGCUAGUCUUCUGAAGACGAAUGGCUAGAGAGAAGCUGUAUUGCACAUUAUACCUUGUAUAUGAUCCA